This is a messenger RNA of Triplophysa rosa, 3417 nucleotides long. RefSeq names its product serine protease 33. The record is from RefSeq and is a predicted model, not a curated record. The coding region runs from base 1002 to 1931 and encodes 309 amino acids. Gene Ontology annotation, biological process: proteolysis. Gene Ontology annotation, molecular function: serine-type endopeptidase activity. The transcript is spliced from 6 exons. NCBI's taxonomy places the organism in Eukaryota, Metazoa, Chordata, Actinopteri, Cypriniformes, Nemacheilidae.
UCUUAACUGAAAGUUGAUACUUCAUUGUCUAUGGAUAAGAAUCAUAGGUAUAAGAGUAUAUAUAGGGUAAGUGACGUCUUUAAAAGAAUGGUCUUAUGUAGACUUAUGAAACAACAGUUAUUUUCAUUUGUUCUAAUAUAUCUCAAUGUUUUGCUUUAGGACAGAGUGCAGCAUGUGUAUAAAUCAUUUCAAGAAUAAAAAAUAAACAUUUUUAAUCUUAUAUGUAUAAUAAUGAUAAUGAGAUCAAAAUAAAUAUGGCACAAUCCAUACAUUAAUUUCACGAGACGGUUCUAACAAAUUAAAAAUAAACUAAGAUUUUGCCCUCGAGGGCAAGCUACAGGUAGCCUAUAUUCAGCCAAGACAAUGCAAUAUACAAAAGGGUGGUAAAUCCUGAGUAAUUACUUAAAAUUGUUGUCCACCAGCAAUCUCCAUAUAACUGGACACCACGAAAGACAGGAAUUUUUUCUUUCCUCCGCUAUGGUGAGAAUGCUGAGAACAACGGGCUCAUUAUUUGGGAGGAGACUGAAACCGCGGGUUGUGAUUGGAUGCUGCCAGCAGGUAGACGCGAACAGGUACUGUGGCAUCCAACGAUUUCUUGCGUUUUCGUUUGGUGCUCUUCUCUUUUGUUCAAUCUCAAGGCUUAUCUAAAUUAAUAUAGUGAGUAUAAGAGCGUGUCGUUUCGCUUUCAAAACAAGACAUACCUGGAUUUUGGCGCGCAUAAAGUCUUUGGGUGUCGGGGUUUAAAUUUGUUGUUCUUAAGAAACGAAUAACUAAAGCGCGCGUCAAAAGGACGGAGAUCGUUGAUUUUUCUGUUCAAUCACAGUUAUUUUUCCAUUGGAUAUAAACCUGGGACCUCUGACAUUCCAAGUAAGUGAGUACCGGUCUUGGUUGUUUUUUGUUGUUGUUGUUGUUGAAGCGGGAGGGUCAAACCAAGGACAAACAACGUAAUUUAUUCUUUAAAACAUUCAGGUAAUUCUUUGCCGAAAACUCAACAGAACGGAAUGUGUGAUUCAGUAAACUCCCCGCUGCUGAUUCUCUUGGUUGUAACAGGUGUGUUGAUAUGUGAGGCACAAGUGUGUGGCAGGCCACCCCUGGGGAAACGCAUUGUAGGUGGAGUUGAAACAUCGGAAGGGGCAUGGCCUUGGCAAGUGGACAUUCAGAUGGGAACUGCCGGCCAUAUUUGCGGUGGAUCUAUAAUAGCAAGAAACUGGGUUCUCUCUGCUGCACACUGCUUUCUUAACCCUUCCAAAGUGUCUUCAUAUCGUCUGAACAUGGGACGUCAUCAGCUCAAUGGCUAUAGCCAGUUUGAGAUGGUCAGUCAAGUGCAGCGAGUGGUUGUUCCAGAAGGAUACUCCAACCCACAGGAGGGCAGAGAUUUAGCUUUAGUGCAGCUACGUUCUCCGCUCACCUGGUCAGACAGGAUCCAGCCUGUGUGUUUGCCUCAUGCAGGGCUCCAGUUCGACAGUGGAACCUUAUGUUAUGUCACAGGCUGGGGUCACACACAGGAGGGGGUCUCUCUCAAUGGAACUGGGGCACUGCGGGAGGUACAAGUGCCUCUUAUUGACCGGUCUUCCUGCCAGUCAAUGUACAAGAUUCAAGCAUCUGAUUCAGAAAGGGUGAAUAUCUUAUCAGACAUGAUCUGUGCUGGAUAUAUGGAGGGAGGCAAAGAUUCCUGUCAGGGGGACUCUGGGGGCCCUCUAGUUUGUCCUGCUGUCAACGGGACAUGGAUUCAGGUAGGAGUGGUAAGUUUUGGACUUGGGUGUGCUCAACGGAACCGACCGGGUGUCUAUUCCAAAGUUUCAAGUUUUGCAGGCCUCAUCCACUCCACGGUUCCAGAAGCUCAGUUGUUGGGUCAUGCUUCGGAGAAUCAAUGUCAAACAUCUCUAAUUCUAGGCCUCUCUUUUGCAUUAGUUUUCUUUUGGAGACAGUAGAUUGAUAGAAAUAUGACGCAAUCACAGCUUCCGUUCAUGAAUUCAUUCAGCUAAUAGCAGUUAAUCGUGUUGCUCAGGAGCAAAUUACCCUCCACUCACAUUACAAUCGGGACUCGACUUUCCUUUUCAUAAGUCUCAACUACAUUUUAAUUAUGCGUUAUACUUUAAUGUCUUUAAGAACUAAUGACAUCUGCUUGUUCUGUUCUGUUUACCCUAAGGGGGUUAUCGCUGCGCUGUUUUGCCCAGAACAGAACCAUACUACCAAUCUAAACUGUAUACUAAUUGUCAAUCACUUAUGGUACUGUUAUAAAGCACACCAGUUUUGUUGGUGUGGCACUGACCUGCCAUGAUACUGUGUUUUGAAUGCUGGUAUGAUGAGAAAUGUAAAUAAUGCAAAACAAGUGAAAGUUAUUAUUAUUAUUUAAUUAAUGUGACAUGAUGAAGUGAUCUGGUCAUCUUAUCCUGCCUACUGAACUAAUCUAGUUUGUUAUACUAUUAUUAUUUGGUAUUGGACUUUUUUUUCAAUUGCACAUAAACAAUGUUACAAGGACCUCUAAACACUGCAUAUGCCAAUAUCAUAAUACAUUAUUUUAUAUAGCCUGUUAUGGUUGUUUUUUAUAUGAAAAAAUGAAUUGACUGCAUAUUGUUGCACACUACAUGUUACCAUAUCACAUAACUUAAAAUUAGUGUUGUUAUUUCUUAUAUUUUAUACAUUAAGGUAGUAUGCCACUCCUUUUGCACCCUCUCUUUUUUUCAUGCUUAGGACAAUGGUUUGUUUGCCUUUUAGUUUUAAUUUCCAGCAUUCCUUAUUUUGAGUUUUAUACAGUAAAGGUGCUACAUCCAAUUGUUUAAAUGGGACAUUCUACCAGAAACGUACAUUAACCCUGACAGGGCCUGACACUUUAGCUCGACCUCCUAAAAAAAAAACCCAUACAAAAACAAGCUUAAAAUCAUACAAUUAAAUGACAGAACUCACCCUUGAUCAGUGUCAGCUUCACCUCAGUCAAAUGAUGUCAAACCAAAGGCAUAUUGCACACAUUUUAUGUUGAGUUUUAUGUAAACGUGACAGGACUGACCAAAAACAUGGGGACUAUGUUAUAUACUAUAAUACUAAAUAUUUAUUUGCAGAAUUUAUGUAGAAUGUCUUGUUUUUAAUCAAUUGAUAUGAAUGAUAACAACUUAAACAUGCUAUUCAUGGAGUUUUUUUCUAAAUAAUUUUUUUAGCAUAACAAAACUAUGAAAGCUGUAGGUCCAAGGACAGGAUUUGUGAUUUUCAAAAGUGUUUUAAAUAAAGAAAAAAUUAUCUGAGAACCUAAUGAAUUACUUAUUCCUUUACAGAACAACUCUGUAAACGUUACAGUUUUAGACAUUUUUUGGAUUAAAUAUUCACUGUAACAGUUCAAAGACAGAUGAUGUACGUUUCUGGUAGAAUGUCCCACAUUGUUUUAUGUACAUAAUGUAAACAAUAAACAAAUAAAAUAUCUGU